Molecule: messenger RNA, 913 nt
Organism: Ceratosolen solmsi marchali
Lineage: Eukaryota; Metazoa; Arthropoda; Insecta; Hymenoptera; Agaonidae
Product: irregular chiasm C-roughest protein-like
Exons: 5
Coding region: 1-810 (269 amino acids)
Biological process (GO): cell-cell adhesion
Cellular component (GO): plasma membrane; cell-cell junction
Molecular function (GO): cell adhesion molecule binding
Source: RefSeq, a predicted model, not a curated record
AUGAAUCGGCACAAUUCAAAGAAACAUAAAGCAUUUAGAUCAAUAGGAGCGGAUGCCAGGUUUAUGAAUCGGGAACGCAAGGCCAGCGACUUCUCUCUGCGCAUCAACCCGGUGGAGCUCGAAGAUGACGGGGUUUAUCAGUGCCAAGUCUCACCGACGAACGACGGCCAGCCGGGACUGCGCUCCCGGUCCGCCAGGUUAAACGUCCUUGUGCCGCCCCAGAAGCCAAAGAUCACCCAGGGCGACUUUCUUAUCACGACCGAAGAUAGGAAACUCGUGCUUGAGUGCAUCAGCAUAGCCGGCAAGCCCCCGGCCAUUAUCACGUGGAUUGACGGCCUGGGCUCAGUAUUAAAUACAGGCAUUGAGACGCAAAGCAUACCGUACGAGGACGGACCGCUUUACACCGUCAAAUCGAUCCUCACUGUGACGCCACGCAAGGAACAUGAUAACACCACAUUCACUUGUCAAAGUCAGAAUCUCGCUAAUAGCGUACCACAGAGCGCAAAGCUGCGUGUCGAAGUCCGUUACGCGCCGAAGGUUUCGCUGAAGAUUUACCGGGGGCUUUCGCAAAACGAACGGAUACGCGAAGGAUCGGAACUUCGAUUCAAGUGUCGUGCCGAGGCCAAUCCACCUGACAUGAAGUACAAAUGGUACAUAAACAAUAAUCCGGCCAUUGUCGACCAUAUGACUGAGAUGGUGAUCCACAAUGUGACCCGCGAGUAUCAUGACGCAAUCGUCAAGUGUGAAGUGUACAACGAAGUCGGCAAAAGCGAGGAGACGAAAACACUGGACGUAACCUGUGAGUAUUGAGGGAAAGAAAACAAAAGGAAUAAUCAGCAAAACAAUACAUCACUCUUUGUUUUUGACAUGAGGGUAAAUGCUGGGGGCACAUGCGAUACGACAAUUAGCCUGA